Molecule: messenger RNA, 2481 nt
Organism: Dipodomys ordii (Ord's kangaroo rat)
Lineage: Eukaryota; Metazoa; Chordata; Mammalia; Rodentia; Heteromyidae
Gene: Elfn2
Product: extracellular leucine-rich repeat and fibronectin type III domain containing 2
Exons: 1
Coding region: 1-2481 (826 amino acids)
Cellular component (GO): plasma membrane
Molecular function (GO): protein binding
Source: RefSeq, a predicted model, not a curated record
AUGCUGCGCCUGGGGCUGUGCGCGGCAGCCUUGCUGUGCGUGUGCCGGCCCGGCGUGGUGCGCGCCGACUGCUGGCUCAUCGAGGGGGACAAGGGCUACGUGUGGCUGGCCAUCUGCAGCCAGAACCAGCCGCCCUACGAGACCAUCCCACAGCACAUCAACAGCACGGUGCACGACCUGCGGCUGAACGAGAACAAGCUCAAGGCCGUGCUCUACUCCUCGCUCAACCGCUUCGGGAACCUCACCGACCUCAACCUCACCAAGAACGAGAUCUCCUACAUCGAGGACGGCGCCUUCCUGGGCCAGUCGAGCCUGCAGGUCCUGCAGCUGGGCUACAACCGGCUGAGCAACCUGACGGAGGGCAUGCUGCGGGGCAUGAGCCGCCUGCAGUUCCUCUUCGUCCAGCACAACCUCAUCGAGGUGGUGACGCCGGCCGCCUUCUCCGAGUGCCCGAGCCUCAUCAGCAUCGACCUCUCCUCCAACCGCCUCAGCCGCCUGGACGGCGCCACCUUCGCCAGCCUGGCCAGCCUCAUGGUGUGCGAGCUGGCCGGCAACCCCUUCAACUGCGAGUGCGACCUCUUCGGCUUCCUGGCCUGGCUCGUGGUCUUCAACAACGUCACCAAGAACUACGACCGGCUGCAGUGCGAGUCCCCGCGCGAGUUCGCUGGCUACCCGCUGCUCGUGCCCCGGCCCUACCACAGCCUCAACGCCAUCACCGUCCUGCAGGCCAAGUGUCGCAACGGCUCGCUGCCCGCCCGGCCCGUGAGCCACCCCACGCCCUACUCCACCGACGCCCAGAGGGAGCCUGACGAGAACUCCGGCUUCAACCCGGACGAGAUCCUCUCGGUGGAGCCGCCGGCCUCGUCCACCACCGAUGCCACGGCCGGCCCGGCCAUCAAGCUCCACCACGUCACCUUCACCUCGGCCACGCUGGUGGUCACCAUCCCCCACCCGUACAGCAAGAUGUACGUCCUGGUCCAGUACAACAACAGCUACUUCUCUGACGUCAUGACGCUCAAGAACAAGAAGGAGAUCGUGACCUUGGACAAGCUGCGGGCGCACACGGAGUACACGUUCUGCGUGACCUCGCUCCGCAACAGCCGCCGCUUCAACCACACGUGUCUGACCUUCACCACGCGGGACCCCGUCCCCGGCGACCUGGCGCCCAGCACCUCCACCACCACGCACUACAUCAUGACCAUCCUGGGCUGCCUCUUCGGCAUGGUGCUCGUGCUGGGCGCCGUGUACUACUGCCUGCGCAAGCGGCGCAUGCAGGAGGAGAAGCAGAAGUCCAUCAAUGUCAAGAAGACCAUCCUGGAGAUGCGCUACGGGACCGACGUGGACGCCGGCUCCAUCGUGCACGCCGCCCAGAAGCUGGGCGAGCCCCCAGUGCUGCCCGUGGCCCGCAUGUCCUCCAUCCCCUCCAUGAUCGGGGAGAAGCUGCCCUCCUCCAAGGGGCUGGAGGCCGGCCUGGACACCCCCAAGGUGGCCACCAAAGGCAACUAUAUCGAGGUCCGCACAGGCACCGCCGGGGACAGCCUGGCCCGGCCCGAGGAUGACCUCCCAGACCUUGAGAACGGCCAGGGCUCGGCCGCCGAGAUCUCCACCAUCGCCAAGGAGGUGGACAAGGUCAACCAGAUCAUUAACAACUGCAUCGAUGCCCUCAAGCUGGACACGGCCUCCUUCCUGGGGGGUGGUGGCAGCGGUGGGGACCCCGAGCUGGCCUUCGAGUGCCAGUCCCUCCCCGCAGCGGCCGCGGCUGUGGCGGCCGCGACCUCCUCGGUGACGGCCACCCCGGGAGCCCUGGAGCGGCCCAGCUUCCUGUCGCCUCCCUACAAGGAGAGUGCCCACCACCCACUCCAGCGCCAGCUCAGCGCCGACGCCGCCGUGUCCCGCAAGACCUGCAGUGUGUCCUCCAGCGGCUCCAUCAAGAGCGCCAAGGUCUUCAGCCUGGACGUGCCCGACCACCCGGCGGCCUCGGGGCUGGCCAAGGGCGACUCCAAGUACAUCGAGAAGGGCAGCCCCCUCAACAGCCCGCUGGACCGGCUCCCGCUGGUGCCCACGGGCAGCAGCGGGGGCAGCAGCGGGGGCGGGGGCGUCCACCACCUGGAGGUGAAGCCGGCUUACCACUGCAGCGAGCACCGGCACAGCUUCCCGGCCCUCUACUACGAGGAGGGGGCCGACAGCCUGAGCCAGCGCGUGUCCUUCCUCAAGCCGCUCACCCGCUCCAAGCGGGACUCGGCCUACUCGCAGCUCUCCCCCAGACACUACUACUCAGGGUACUCCUCCAGCCCUGAGUACUCGUCCGAGAGCACGCACAAGAUCUGGGAGCGCUUCCGGCCCUACAAGAAACACCACCGGGAGGAGGUGUACAUGGCUGCUGGCCACGCCCUGCGCAAGAAGGUCCAGUUCGCCAAGGAUGAGGACCUGCACGACAUCCUGGAUUACUGGAAGGGGGUCUCGGCCCAGCAGAAGCUGUGA